Molecule: messenger RNA, 657 nt
Organism: Pyricularia pennisetigena
Lineage: Eukaryota; Fungi; Ascomycota; Sordariomycetes; Magnaporthales; Pyriculariaceae
Exons: 3
Coding region: 1-657 (218 amino acids)
Biological process (GO): lipid catabolic process
Molecular function (GO): triacylglycerol lipase activity
Source: RefSeq, a predicted model, not a curated record
AUGCUUACCUCGACUGUCUUCGCCAUCGGAGCGGCAGCUCUUCUCGGCCAGGCUCAGGUUGUCGUCGGUCAGGCCGACAUCAAAGCCGUCUUCCGGGCCGCCGUCGCCAACGAGAACUGGGCCACCGCCGACAUCACCAAUGACCCCUUCUACGAAACGCCCUCCAACUUCUCCACCGAGACCUCCAAGCCCGGCGACCUGCUCCGCUGGCAAGACCUGACCUAUGCGCAGUUGGCCACCAACUUCACGCGCGUUCCCCGCGGAAUGUCGCUGUCGCGCUUCACCUACGUGACCGAGGAUAAAGACCGCAAGCCGAUCCCGUCCAGCGGCUAUUUUUUUGCCUCGCAGGGCUUCGCCGUUAUUGCCACCGACUACGCCGGCUUGGGCGCGGCGAUCCCCACCACCUUCCAGUACGAGGCAAGCUCCUCGGUGCCCGCCUUACGGACGAAUGGGUGGUCGCCGGGCCACUCCGAGGGCGGCAUGACUGCGUGGCGCACCAACGAACGCCUGGUCCGCGAUGGUCAGGAGGAGCUCCUCAAGGCCGGCAACAACCGCUAUAUCCCGUGGAUCAAGGCCCUCUUUGACGGCAACGUCCCCGCACAGGGCUGCAAGAAGCCGGUGCUUGCCAACUUCAUCAGCAACUACCGCCGGGAUUAA